Rhododendron vialii is the source of this 1770-nucleotide messenger RNA. RefSeq lists its product as uncharacterized. The transcript has a single exon. The record is from RefSeq and is a predicted model, not a curated record. NCBI's taxonomy places the organism in Eukaryota, Viridiplantae, Streptophyta, Magnoliopsida, Ericales, Ericaceae. The coding region runs from base 1 to 1770 and encodes 589 amino acids.
AUGGCAGACAAGACUCGUUCACAAGAGAUCAAACGAUUAGAAGAAUUAUUUCGGGAAUUGUCCGACGCAAAUGAACUUACCAGCGAUUCCAUCAAACGAUUAACCGACGCUUCCUCCACUCAAGCGGCAUCCAUGGCUGCUCUCAAAGAUACGAUGGAAGGAGCCAAGAACCUCGUUUCCACUCUGAAUUCGAAGUAUGAACAACUUCAAGAAAAGGUUUCUUCCAAUUCUUUUCCUGCUUUACUUCCGAACCCUAAUGUGAAUUUGGGUUUGAAUUUGGGGCAAACAAGACUUUUUCAACCAAAAUUGGAUUUCCCUAAGUUUUUUGGUGAUGAUCCUGAGGCAUGGAUUUAUAAAUGCGAGAAGUAUUUUGAGUUGAACGCAAUCGAUGAAACACAAAAAAUCCGCUUAGCUUCUUUGCACAUGGAGGAUAAAGCCAUGCAUUGGUAUCGAUGGUUUGAGAAAUCUCAUACCCUACGAACUUGGAGAGAAUUUUCUAGGGUAUUACUUAUGAGAUUUGGGGAAAAUGUUUUCGAAGAUGCUAUGGGUCAGUUAACCAAAUUAAGGCAAUGGUCUACCGUUAAGUCUUAUCAAGAAAAAUUUGAGGAACUCGCAAACAAAACCACAGGGCUUACUGAGGAAUUUUUUAUCAGCUGUUUUGUGAGUGAGUUGAAGGAUGAAAUCAAAGGGGGAGUUCAAAUGUUUCGGCCAAGCACCAUUUCCCAAGCCAUGGGUUUGGCUAGGUUACAAGAAGAUACGGUGGAGGCUGUGAAUAAAAAGAAUAGGGGAUCAAUGAGGCCUGCUACCUCUUUUACUGCGCCACCACCUAAACCCCAAACUCUACUGCCCAAAACCAAUGAAUCUGGAGGCAAUGUUCGACGUCUAACCCCAAAAGAUUUUGAUGAGAAGAGGGCUAAAGGAUUGUGUUUUGGAUGUGAUGAGAAAUAUUUUAGGGGACAUGUGUGUACCAAGAAACAGUUAUAUAUGAUUGAACUUGAGGAUGAAGAAGAUGAGUUUGUGGAAGCUCAACAGGAGAUGUUACCAGAUGACACCUCAGAGGAGUUCCACAUAUCAGUCCAUGCACUGUCAGGCAUUCAGUCUUACAAGACCAUGAGAGUUAAAGGGUUCAUCAAGAAAACUGUGGUCCACAUCUUGGUGGAUUCUGAAAGUACACAUAACUUCUUGGAUCCCGGAGUGGCUAAAAAGGCUGGGGUUAGAAUUCAGAGCAUCAACCCUUUAACAGUUGUGGUAGCUGAUCGAACUAAAAUCAAUAGUAAGGCCAUGGUGAAAAACCUUCAUUGGACUGUACAAGACACUAACUUCAUUUCUGAUGUGAAACUUUUACCUUUGGGAGGGUGUGACAUGGUGUUGGGGGUGCAGUGGUUGUCCACCUUGGGACCAGUUUUGUGGGAUUUCCAAAAUUUGCAAAUGCAGUUCUCUGUCUUAGGGAAACAGUUGGUAUUACAAGGGGAUACUUCAGCUGAUAUUCAGGUGGUGGAUGCUAAGAGAAUGCAACAUCUGCUCAACAAGAAUUGCCCAGGGGUGCUAGCUCAGUUGUGUAGCAUUCAAGUUGACAAACCUGCUGAGGUACAUUCUGAUUUACUCCACAUCUUGCAUGAUUUCUGUGAUGUUUUUGCUGAACCAAAAGGGCUACCCCCAAUUAGAGUUCAUGAUCAUCAGAUACCCCUUAAAAUUGGUACUCAACCUCCCAGCAUCAGACCUUACAGAUAUCCUUACAUUCAAAAAAAUGAAAUUGAAAAGAUCGUCUAG